This is a messenger RNA of Budorcas taxicolor (takin), 1173 nucleotides long. RefSeq names its product cytotoxic and regulatory T cell molecule (gene CRTAM). The coding region runs from base 1 to 1173 and encodes 390 amino acids. The record is from RefSeq and is a predicted model, not a curated record. Lineage: Eukaryota; Metazoa; Chordata; Mammalia; Artiodactyla; Bovidae. Gene Ontology annotation, biological process: detection of tumor cell; cell recognition; positive regulation of natural killer cell mediated cytotoxicity directed against tumor cell target. The transcript is spliced from 10 exons. Gene Ontology annotation, cellular component: plasma membrane. Gene Ontology annotation, molecular function: signaling receptor binding.
AUGUGGUGGAGAGUCUGCAGCUUGCUGGCGUGGUUCCCCUUACAAGAGGCCUUUCGGACCAACCACAUGGAAACUGUCCUCAUAGAGGAAGGCCAGACACUCACUCUAAACUGUACCGUUUCUCAGGAGACCACCUCUCUGCAGUGGCUGGCCCCCUCGGGCUUCACCAUUUUCUUCAAUGAACAACCUGCUUUAAAAAGUUCCAAAUACCAGCUUCUUCAUCACUCCUCCAAUCAGCUCUCCAUCAGCGUGCUGAAGGUAACACAGCAUGAUGAAGGCGUGUACAAGUGUCUGCACUACGGCAAGUCCGUGAGAACAAAGGAAGUGAAAGUGAUCGUGUUAGCAACUCCUGUCACGCCAACCCUGCAAGUUUCAGUUAUCAAGACGCACAACGGAGAAGAACACGUCAUACUGAAAUGCUCCACCGUGAGAAACAAGCCCCCUCCACGGAUAACCUGGCUCUUAGGGAAUGGCAUGGAGCUCUAUGGUGAAACCCACCAUGAAUAUGAAACUGAUGGGAAGAAGUGUAAUAGCACCAGCACACUGACAGUCCACUCAUAUGGCAAAAACUCAACAGCAAGUUGCAUUAUCCGACACAAAGGCCUGCAAGGAAGAAAACUGGUAGCACCUUUUAGGUUUGAAGAUCUGGUUACUGAUCAAGAGACAACGUCAGCUGCCCUGGAGACAAGCUCUCUAUCCUCUCAAGACCCUCAGCAGCCCAAUAGCACUGUAAUGGAAGAUUCUAGUACGUCAGAGAUUGACAAGGAAGAGGAAGAACAAACCACUCAAGUCUCUCAUUUGGCCACUGAAGCAAAUCGGCAAUAUGGGGGACUGACGAAGAAGAAGAGCGGUGUCCUGCUGCUGACCCUCGUGUCCUUCCUCAUAUUCAUACUGUUCAUCAUUGUCCAGCUUUUCAUCAUGAAACUCCGGAAAGCACAUGUGAUAUGGAAGAAAGAAAGUGAGAUUUCAGAGUACACUCUAGAAAGUUACAGAUCGAGGUCAAAUAAUGAAGAAACAUCAUCCCAAGAGAAAAAUGGCCAAACUUCCCGCUCUAGGGGCUGCAUAAACUACAUCACACAGUUGUACUCGGAGGCAAAAUCAAAGACGAAGGAAAAGGCACAACCUUCAAAAUUAAAAGGAGAGCUGAGUUAUAUACCAGAAAGCAUCGUGUAG